GCUUGUCCCCGCGCUCCUCCGAACCCCACGAUUCCAACCCGGCUCUUUCCGCCUUUCCCUUCCCCCUCCCCACAGCCCCGCGUCCUCAGGUUGCGUCGCCCACCUCGCCUCCGCAGCACCGAAGGGCAACCUUCGCACUCCCUGACUGCGGGCGCGGGGAUCAGACACGCUGUCCUCCGGCCGGCCCCAAGCUCCGGCUGUCCCCGAUCCCGAGCCAGCCCGGAGGGGGCGGUGCGCAGCGCAGAGUCUCAGCCCAACCUGGCCGGCCCUGCUCCUCAUUGGUCGUCACCUCGGCGGGAGGGCGGCCCGUCUCGGGCACCUGCCGUCGCCCCUCCACGGGCAGAUCGGAGGCUGCGGGACACCGGCGCCCAGAGACAGCAGCACGCGAGGACAGGCCUGGGGCUCGGCGGACCGCCUCACGACUGGCCCUGUCCUUUCGCCACCGCGGCCCCGGCUGCGCUCGCGGGAAACUUUGCCCGGCGAAGUCCUCUGCCCUCCUGGACAAGCCUUAACAGUUCACCUAACGCCCCCCGGGGCCCCACACAGCGUGCGUGAUUGCCACGCCGCCCCGCACCGUGCAUCCGCGGCGCCGGGCCGCCAGGAUGCGCUACGCAGACCCCUCAGCCAACCGGGAUUUGUUGGGGAACCGAACUUUGCUCUUCAUUUUCAUCUGCGCCUUCGCCUUGGUGACCUUGCUGCAGCAGAUCCUGUACAGCAGGAGCUACAUCAAGAGAGGCUUCCAAUUUGAUUGGCAGAGGGGCGACCAGCAGGCCAAUUGGACUGGGCUCUUUAAUGACAGCAACAGCUCAACAGAGCCGAACAUCAGUGACUUCAGAUCCAGGUACUUUGAAUUUUACAAGGGGCCUUUAGAAUUUAACUCCACAAGAUGCCUGGAGCUGAGGCAGGAGAUCCUGGACGUGAAGGUGCUGUCCAUGGUGAAGCAGUCUGAACUGUUUGACAGGUGGAAGCGCCUCCAGAUAUGCAACUGGGCAAUGGACACCUCCGAAGCCAACCUGUUCAACAGGUCCACCUUGUCCAAGUGCUGCAACGCCCCUGGCUUUCUCUUCACCACCCAGAAGAACACUCCAGUUGAGACGAAUCUCAGGUAUGAGGUGGUGUCCAGUGGCUUCUUCCACAUCAAUCAGGAAAUCUUCCAAAUGUUUCCCAAGGAAAUGCCCUACUACCGAUCUCAGUUUAAGAAGUGUGCUGUGGUGGGCAACGGAGGCAUCUUGAAGAACAGCGGCUGUGGGAAGGAGAUCAACAGUGCCGACUUUGUCUUCCGGUGCAACCUGCCCCCCAUUUCAGGGGAGUACGCCACAGAUGUGGGGGAGAAGACAGAUGUAGUCACCGUGAACCCCAGCAUCAUCAUUGACAGGUUCCACAAGCUGGAGAAGUGGCGGAGGCCCUUCUUCAGGGUGCUGCAGAUGUACAAGAAUGCCUCGGUGCUGCUGCCCGCCUUCUACACCAUACGCAACACCCUCGUGUCCUUCCGCGUUAAGUACCUGCUGGAUGACUUCGGGUCCCCGCAGCAGGUCUACUUCUUCCACCCGCUCUACCUGCUAAGCGUGUCGCGCUAUUGGCUCAACCUGGGCGUGCGCGCAAAGCGCAUUAGCAGCGGCCUCAUCCUAGUCACGGCGGCUCUGGAGCUCUGUGAGGAGGUGCACCUGUUCGGCUUCUGGGCCUUCCCCAUGAACCCCUCGGGCUUUCACAUCAUGCACCACUACUACGACAACGUCAAGCCCAAGCCCGGCUUCCACGCCAUGCCCUCUGAGAUCUUUGCCUUCCUUCACCUGCACAGCCGGGGCAUCCUCCAAGUACACACAGGCACCUGCAAUUACGGCUGACAGACAGGCCCACCACGGGUGUCUCAGCUCCCAUCCGCCUCUCUUCAGGGUUCCCUGGCCCUGCCAUUGUUGUUCCCUAAGGAUUUAGGGUUUGUCUUUGGGUCCUGGGGAGGGAGUCAGGGACAGAACCCAUGCAACGUCAGCUCUGUCCUGAGCCUCCAUCCUGUGCCUCCAUUUAGCUCCCGGGCCACUCUCCAAGGUCGGGGCCUCAUAAGCACACAUCCACUCAGUUUCAGCUUCCCAGAGAACACAUUUGUGGCCUGCUUGUAGCUAAGUCAGGCCCUGCUGAGAAUAGACUGGCGGGCGAGCCAUCCCUUUAGCAGGAGAGAGCAUAGUCCAGGUCUCGUUUGGACAUUUGGCUGCCCAAGUUUCAUACCAGGGACUCAGCCAUGAAUCACCAUCUAGAAUCUCAGGGCUCAGAGGCUAGCCCUUCUAGGGAACAAACAGUGGCCAAGCGUCCUGGUCUACCUGGCUGGACUCCAAAGGCUUCAGGGAUAGCUCAUCACCCCAAGACUCCAGUAGCUGAGAGCCAUCCCCCUCUUAAAAAUACCCCUUGGACACACACAGCCUCGGUGCCUCUAGGUUCCAGCAUUUAACCUUUGACAAGAAGGAAAUAAACCAGACCAGCCAUUUGCACUAAGAUCUCCAAGCCAAUGUUAUCGACUCAAUAAGUGCUUAGCAAUUUGCUUCCUGUUCUGUCUCCCUAUUUUCAGCUCCAUUUUAAUCAGGAGUUAUUUAUGAAGAUCUGUUCCUCUCUAUGUCCCCAAAUACUGCAGAAUCUUGUUAAACUGUGUUCCUGAAUAGGAAAGCGUCAGCUGGAAAGCUCCUUGUCACGUGAGCCUGGUGGAUGGCAGCUAGCUGGGACUUUGACAUCCAUGUUCCUGCUGUUUCUGUUCUCCAGACACAGGGAUUCACCCGGCCCGGGGUUAGGGGACCCAGCUGUUCCUAGGCUGAGAGGUUCACACAUCAUCCGUAUCUGGAAACUCCUUCCAGUUGCUUCCAUCCCAUGGUCACUGCUGGUGGAUGAUUGCCUUGUGGAAUUGUGGGUUGUGUCGGGAAGACUUUAGCCUGAAUGCCCUCCUUCUGUCUUUUUUCCUCUCCCUCCUCUCGCUGUCCCUUCCUUCCUUUCUUCCCUCCUUUAGAUAUUUCUAGAGAAGCCUGUUCUGAUCUGGUCCGUGUUUGGGUUGGGGACGAUGCCCUGAUGGAGGUGUCAGCUCUGUCUUCUGCAGAGGAGCAGACAGAUCACAUCGACACUUCAGCCCGGCAUGCCACUCAGAGGACCAGCUAUGAGAAAAUCACACACAGGCCCUCCACCCGACCUCACCUUGUAGAUGCCAGAACAGCCCCCGUUGGGGAGCAAGCUGGCCCUGAGGCUUCUGGCCCACUUGAGCUCCCUCCUCUGAUUAUUUUCUGAGCCUUCUUUCUCUGGACUCUGGCCUGUAGGUGCCUGGAGCUUGUUCCACACCCUGUUUCAACUGACUGUGAGGCCCCCAGGAGGACCCGAGCCUUAGUCUGCAAGGAUGGAAGGUCCCGGAGGAGCUGCAGAAACACACAGGGCAGCACACAUGGAUAAACCAGAUAAAUCACACAAGGACAGGCAUGCUCAUGGCUUUCUGGGCUCUGGCUGUUUCUGCCAAGGAGCGAGUUCUAAGAAUGAUCUAAGUUAACCAAGCCCACAGCUAACUGAAUCCAGUUGUUAAAACCAUGGGGUGUCAGAAUUAAAAGGUUUCAUAUAGACAGGUUUGUCCCACUAGUAAAGAAGUGACAUCGGCGGUCAGACUGUCUGCCAGGCACUAAGCCCUCUAUCUGGCAACAGCCUGGCCAGACAUCAGGGUCUCCCUUGCUGAGGUUGCUCAGAACCUGCCCCAGCCGGUUCACCAUAGGAGCUGGAGAUGGCUCAUGCAGAUCUUCCCAUGCCCGUGCAUGAGGGGCUAGGGCAUCCUUCUGGCAUAUGGUGGUCCUUCAGCCUCUGACUUGCAAGGCAGACCCCUCCUGUCCCUCAGGGUGUCAGUUUCCUUAUCUCUUCAAUUAGAUCCUGAGAAAGGACUUGUGGGGUCUCUUCAGUGACUGCUGGGGGGCAUCCAGGAUGUGUGGAUCUAAGUAAGUGGUCCUUACUAUGAAAGCUGCUGGGUCAUCGCGCCCUCUUGGGUAGCCCCGCACCGGCCAUUUUCCCCGUCACGGUAUCCCACCGUCACUCCAAGACACCUUGAGGUAAAGAGGCUAUUGUGGUACAGGUUAAGGGCUGAGACUUAGUGGCUCGGGCACUUGCUCAUGGCCAGGUCUCCAGGGGAGGGCGGGAGGGCUCUGCAGAGCUCUGCAGACUGCACUCCAAACCAGGGCUGCUUGCCAGAGCCUCUUUCCAGCCCUGACCCCUGUAACAGUCUUUAUGCCUAGAGGAGAACUAAGGCUAGCUCUACAUUUUGGAGCAAGGACAGCUGCCUGGAAAGGGGCGAUGUUAAAUAACAACACGAGUUGUUUUAUUUUAUUUUAUUAUUUAUUUAACUUGCCCCAGAGCACAUGGCAAGUUAGAGGCUCCCCUGAGCCUCACCUAGUCCCCUGACUUCCAGGCUACAUGCUUUCUGACUGAGUCAGUGUGUGUAACAUUUAUCAAAGGUCCAGAGAGACCUCUCUGCCCCAUCCUGUCCCACAAUGCAGACCACUAGUUAAAUUCUGAUUUAAGGUCAUCAGUUCCCCACAAACCAAGUAGCUGUUCAGCUGUUGUGUCUUCCUCUGUGCUAAAUGCAGUUCCGGGCUUGAAAGAUAGCAAGGCAGCAGCAGCAGCAGCACCACCACCACCAGCAGCAGUAACAGCAACACCAGCAGCAAGUCGGUGACUCAGUGCUUAAGCAGGCAGAAGGGAGGAGGCUCAAGGUCAGGCUGGCUCCUGGAACCUUCUUAUGCUGCCGUGACAACAUCUCUGCCCAGACUCAGAGAGGCAUAAACAACACUAGAUGUCGCUGAGUCUGGGAAGGAAGCAGAGGCUGCAGGGCUUCCCAUCGACUUCAGCCAUGUGUUACUGUACGCUCAUUGGGCCAGGGGAUACGCCCUGGUUGCAGAAGCCCUUCUGGCACUCACCGUCAUGUGGGUGCCCUGAUGUUAAAAGAAACCCUUCUCAAACACUCCCAGGAGCUCAACGUGUAGACGACUCUCAGGGCCAGGUUCCCAGUUAUCAGGGAGAGGAGAAGGGGAAGGAAGAGGAGGGACAGAAAGGUCAAACCUGAAUCCUGAAAGUUAGCAGCAAGCCUUUGCCAAAGAAGGCGCUGUGCCUUUGGUCUCAUCCUUGACAGCCAUGUAAUAUUUGACAAGGUUGCCUCCAGGUCCUCAUGCUCUUUCCUGUUCUGUUUCUUCCUGAUACAGCCCAGCCUCGCAAUGUCUCUCUGCAUGUUCCCCAUCCCUCAUCUUCUGCGACACCUGGGGCUUUCUCAACAGCAGCACUCCUGCUGCAACUGUAUCUCCCGAGAGCCACCAAUCCUUGCUGUCCUCACCUGCAGGCCAGCCCUCCCCAGGAGCACCAGAAGCAUGUCCGCUGGGGCCUUCCGAGCAUCCGCCUCUGCAUGGCAUCUCGGACCUCAGCCUGUCUGUCCUCCACUGACACAGGUAGAAGAGUCUGGACUCAGAGACUCUUCCAUUGUUUAGUAGAUCUUUGGGGAGUCCCUGAAGCCCCUGGAGGCUCUGAUCCCACAUCUACUAAAACAGACAAGAACCUCAGGCUAUGUCUCCAGGAGUGAGUGACACAGUGUUGCACAAUGAUUGGCACAGUUACCAGCGCAGACACUGGGCAAGAGCAGGCUCUCUCUGCCCGGACAUCCUCCUUCUCCGUACUGCUUAUUGGUUCUCAGUUCCAGCACAAAUAUCCCUGGUGUUCAUUCCCUCCCUGUUCUUGCUUUUGCCACUGCUAUAAUUUGGGCUCUUUUGAGGGAUCCUCAUUUAUUCUAAGAAUUAGCAUCUCAAAAUACCUUUUGUGAGACCCAUUGCUGCUGGUACCACAUAGUCCAAGUUUUUGUUUUGAUUGUUUGUUUUCAGUCAAACCAUACAGGCCAUGCCACAAGCAGGCUCUCUCUCUUUCUAGAGACCCUCCUGCCUCUGUGGGCCUCUCUUCUUCUGUUAGUUCUGUGCUUUUUGUGCAAGAGGUUCAGAUGAUUGGAAUGGUCCCAUUCCUCUGCCCCUCCUCCCUCUUCUUAUCUGGUCGCUUCUGUAAAUUAUAUCAGGUUAUGACUCCUGCUACAUCCCCUCUGUGGAGUGGGUCACACACUCUCCCUUCUGUGUGUCUGUGGCAACCAGCAUGGUCAGAGCAAGUAAAAGUGAGUUUCAACGAAACAACAAGCG
Molecule: messenger RNA, 6170 nt
Organism: Microtus ochrogaster (prairie vole)
Lineage: Eukaryota; Metazoa; Chordata; Mammalia; Rodentia; Cricetidae
Gene: St8sia5
Product: ST8 alpha-N-acetyl-neuraminide alpha-2,8-sialyltransferase 5
Biological process (GO): N-glycan processing; oligosaccharide metabolic process
Molecular function (GO): alpha-N-acetylneuraminate alpha-2,8-sialyltransferase activity
Source: RefSeq, a predicted model, not a curated record